This is a messenger RNA of Lactuca saligna, 1478 nucleotides long. The record is from the annotation of a GenBank genome assembly. Lineage: Eukaryota; Viridiplantae; Streptophyta; Magnoliopsida; Asterales; Asteraceae.
UAUUCGUCUAAUCUGGACAGAUGCCGAGAUGCGAUUAGACCUUUUGGCAGUCUGAUUCCACUGUUCCAGUGAGCAGCCAUUGAGAAUAAACGAGUAGUGGGAAGAGACCUAAGGCCGUCGUUCAGCACGGUGCUCCUCUUUAAGUUUCCUCCUCCGGUAGAGACUUCGAUCAGAUGGAUAUAACAGAAGGAACGCCUGCUCUCCAUGGAUUCCGAAUGCCCGCAGAAUGGGAACUCCACUCUCAAACCUGGCUUGGUUGGCCCGAGCGUCCUGAUAAUUGGCGAGAUAACGGAGUCCAUGGCCAGAGGAUUUUUGCAAAAGUUGCUUCCGCUAUUUCUAAGUUCGAGCCUGUCACUGUCUGCGCCAGUGCCUCUCAGUGGGCUAAUGCACGCGAUCAAUUACCUCAUAAUGUGAGGGUUGUUGAGAUGAGUAUGAAUGAUUCUUGGUUUCGUGACAGUGGUCCAACUUUUGUUGUAAGUGAGGGGAAAUCAAGUUCAGGACAUAAUGUUGCUGGUAUUGAUUGGAACUUCAAUAGUUGGGGAGGUAUCGAUGAUGGUUGCUACAUAGAUUGGAGUCAUGAUCUUCUUGUUGCACGAAAGAUUCUUUCAAUGGAGAGGAUUCCCCGUUUUCCACAGUCCAUAAUUCUUGAAGGUGGAAGCAUUCAUGUAGAUGGUGAAGGGACAUGUCUUACUACAGAAGAAUGCUUAUUGAACAAAAACAGGAAUCCACAUCUGACCAAAGAACAAAUAGAAGAUGAACUUAAAGCCUAUCUAGGAGUCAAGAAGAUUAUAUGGUUGCCUCGAGGACUAUUUGGUGAUGAUGAUACAAAUGGACACAUAGACAAUAUGUGCUGUUUUGUGAAGCCUGGAGUGGUGUUAUUGUCCUGGACAGAUGAGGAAUCAGACCCUCAUUAUGAGAGAGCUGUAGAGGCUUUUACUGUUCUCUCAAAUUCUACAGAUGCAAAUGGUAGAAAAUUUGAAAUUAUUAAACUCCAUAUACCAGGGCCUCUUUAUAUGACAGAUGAAGAAGCUUCUGGAUUUGUUCAAGUGGGAGAAGCUAAACCAAGACUUCCUGGAACAAGGCUUGCUGCUUCAUAUGUUAAUUUUUAUACUGUGAAUGGUGGAAUUAUUGCACCCCAAUUUGGAGACCCAAAAUGGGACGAUGAAGCUUUGCGUGUCCUGUCUAAGGCUUUCCCUGAUCGUCAAGUGGUGAAAAUUGAUGGGGCGAGAGAAAUUGUUCUUGGAGGAGGUAACAUUCAUUGUAUAACACAACAACAGCCGGCUGGCCCACAAGCUCAAUGAGCUUUUUUAAAAGCUUAAACAUAAUUUUUUCUGAGUUCUUGUUGUUGUGGUCUUUAUGACACGAUGGAAUUGUGCAAUAAUUUGUUUCGUUGUUUUGAAAUUUCAUUCAUGUCCGUGGUCUUAAUUAGUGAAAUUACUUUAGAUAAUGGACGGAUGCGAGUCUUUAUAUGGUAAGCU